Candidozyma auris is the source of this 1866-nucleotide messenger RNA. RefSeq names its product Hol4p (gene HOL4). The transcript has a single exon. The record is from RefSeq and is a predicted model, not a curated record. Gene Ontology annotation, molecular function: transmembrane transporter activity. The coding region runs from base 1 to 1866 and encodes 621 amino acids. Lineage: Eukaryota; Fungi; Ascomycota; Pichiomycetes; Serinales; Metschnikowiaceae. Gene Ontology annotation, biological process: transmembrane transport.
AUGCCGAGGCUAGGGAUUGUGCCAUGCGGCAACAACGUCACUGGCACCAUCGCCAUGAUGGACAAUGACUCGGUGAGUGUCCCAGAGACCGCCUCUUUGAAGAAAACGGAUACGGGCAUCAUCUUGCACCCACAACCACACGAUGACCCAAACGAUCCACUCAACUGGCCCACGCUUAGAAAAGAUAUCUGUUUCUUGAUUAUUGGGUUCCAGACUUUUAUUGGUGGAGGCCAGACGCCCAUCUUGGCUGCUGCCUUCUCUUCGCUAGCAGAAGAGUUCCAUGAACCGCUCUCUGUGAUCUCCUACUUGGUGGGUGGUUUCAUGUUGGCGCUCGGUGUGGGCUCGGUGUUCGCUAGCCCGACAGCGGUGCUCUACGGCAAAAGGUUGGUUUAUUUGUUGGGCAUUUUGAUCUUCUUGGUGGGUGCUAUUGUUGCUGCCUCAUCGGAAAACUACGGAGCUUUGAUGGCCGGUAGAAUCCUUACUGGAUUUGGUGCUUCUCCAACAGAAAGUUUAGCGUCUGCAAGCUUGAGUGAGUUGUAUUUCCAGCAUGAACGUGCUUACAGAACCGGUCUCUACACCUUAUUGCUUCUAGGCGGCAAAAAUAUCAUUCCUUUGCUUUCUUCGCUAAUGUUUGAGCACUUAGGUAGGCACUGGAUGUACUGGAUUUUGGCUAUGUUUUUGGGUCUCAAUCUUGUGCUUACCUUCUUGUUUGUUCCAGAAACUUUUUGGGAAAGGUCCCCUACCCCCAACAAGCGUUCGUUACAAGAAACAGAGGCUGCUCGUCGUACCAAGAACUACAUUCCUCCUGAGAAGAGACCACAUGCAUACGCUCUUCCAUCCACCACAAACGUCCUAGAUUGCGAGAGUUUGUCAUCCUCGCGGUUUGACGCAACAUUCCACGAGGAAGGGUCUCAAACAGACCCUGUUGCGCUCACCGAAUCACGGGGCCAGCACUUCCAUCAUGAUGCUCUGUCACAAACUUCAGAGCCAAAAAGCUUCAAGAAUCGAUUGGCGUUACUUUCGGGAAGACAUUCUCCCGACAAGUGGUGGCAGGUGGCAUUGAGACCAUUUUUUCUUUACUUGUAUCCUCCAGUUCUCUAUGGCAGUUUGGUCUACUCCAUGGCAGUAGUGUGGCUUAUUGUCAUUUCAGAAACUGUAUCCGAUAUCUUCAAGGGAGAAAGCUACGGCUACUCGCAGCAGACUGUUGGUCUUUUCUAUUUGGGACCCUUUAUAGGAGGUGUACUUGGAUCUCUAUGCACGGGAUUUUUUGGCGAUCGUCUAGUUCGCUUUCUUGCAAGGAAGAAUCAUGGAAUCUACGAACCUGAAUUUAGAUUAUUCAUGUUCAUCCCUGCCACCAUUUUCGAGUGUUUUGGUCUCAUGGGUUAUGGCUGGUCCGCCGAAGACACCAAACCUUGGAUUGCCCCUGUGAUUUUCUUUGGAUGCUUGAGUUUUGGCUCUUCAAUGGCCUCAACCACAGCUAUCACGUACACGGUCGAUUGCUACAAGAUGUUCGCAGCAGAGUCCUUGGUGUCAUUUAACUUCGCCAAGAACUUCCUUGGCUUCAUUUUUUCGCUCUUCAAUACUGAUGUAUAUUUUGCUAGAGGCGGUAAGAAUACGUUCGUGAUCUACGGUGUUGUGCAGAUGUUUUUGAGUCUCUGUGGCAUUGGUGUCUAUAUGUACGGUAAGGUCUUCCGUGCAUGGACUGAUAGAAAAGAGCUCUUGAAAGUACUUUAUGCCCACCUCCAGCUUUCCCAACCCAUGAGAAGCAUAAGGAAGAAAGUGACAUCAGUAAUGAUUCUUCAGCAACAAAUACUGCCGACACCUCUGCCGACUCACUGCGUGAUGAACAACAAAAAGCGUGAUUGA